This is a messenger RNA of Daucus carota subsp. sativus, 1944 nucleotides long. Its product is annotated as heat shock factor protein HSF30. Gene Ontology annotation, molecular function: DNA-binding transcription factor activity; RNA polymerase II cis-regulatory region sequence-specific DNA binding. The transcript is spliced from 2 exons. Lineage: Eukaryota; Viridiplantae; Streptophyta; Magnoliopsida; Apiales; Apiaceae. The coding region runs from base 168 to 1289 and encodes 373 amino acids. The record is from RefSeq and is a predicted model, not a curated record. Gene Ontology annotation, cellular component: nucleus. Gene Ontology annotation, biological process: regulation of transcription by RNA polymerase II; cellular response to heat.
AGGGCAAAACACCUUCUCUAGAACUUUCCACACCGCCUCUUAUACACCCUCCUCUUCUUCAUUACUCUCACCUCACCAUAAAAAUUAAAAAAUAUAAAAUAAAAUCCCCUCUAAUGUUUCUGAUCAUUCCAAAAAAACCCAGAUCACAAAAUAAAAAAUCUUGAAAAAUGGAAAAUUUCAAGAAUAAAGCAGAAGAAAUGGAAGUGAAGGUGAAAGAAGAAGCUGUAAUGUUACAUGGUAAUCAAUCUGCUCCUGCUCCUGCAUCUUCUUCAUCAUCUUCUUCAACACCACAGCCAAUGGAAGGGCUACAUGAAGUGGGCCCACCUCCAUUUUUGAUCAAGAUUUUCGACAUGGUGGAGGACCCUAAUACUGAUGAUGUGGUUUCUUGGAGUCAAGCAAGGAAUAGCUUCAUUGUUUGGGACUCUCACACAUUUUGUGUCUCCAUGCUUCCUAAAUUCUUCAAGCAUAAUAAUUUUUCUAGCUUUGUGCGCCAGCUCAAUACUUAUGGUUUCAGAAAAGUGGAUCCUGAUAGAUGGGAAUUUGCACAUGAGGGUUUCCUGGGAGGGCAGAAGCAUCUCCUGAAGACGAUAAAGAGGAGAAGGAAUGUAUCACAGGGGAUGCAACCAAAAGGAGGAGGACCUUGUGUCGAAUUAGGCCAUUAUGGGAUUGAUGGGGAGUUUGAAAGAUUAAGGAGGGAUAGGAACAUGUUGAUGGCAGAAGUUGUAAAGCUCCGCCAACAGCAGCAGGAUUCCAAGAAUCUAAUUAUUGCGAUGGAUAAUAGGAUCCAGGCGACAGAAGCUAAGCAACAAAGUAUGAUGAAUUUCCUUGCCAUGGCUAUCCGCAAUCCUCUAUUCCUCCAGCAAUAUAUGGAGAAGCAUGGAGUGGAUCCAAAAAAAAUUGAGAUUGGAAGGAAAAGAAGGUUGACGCUAAGCCCUAGUGUGGACAAUCUUGAGAACCAAAUUUCGGAUUAUACAAGUCAGCAGCAAGAAGCGGCCAGUAAUGCUGAAACUGAAAUGGAGUCAUUCUUGUCAGCUGCAGAGGAUAACGAGUCAAGUGAUAAUAUCAGGGUCCCAAAGGUACCUACGGAUGAUGAGUACUUGGAUGCCUUCAAUGAAAAUAUGUGGGAGGAAUUACUUGGUGAUGAUCUUAGAAUUGGGAACAAAGAUGAAGCUAUAGCAAGUGAUCAGCCUAGAGUGGAAGUUGACAAUCUAGCAAAAUCAUUGAGUUGGGAUAUUGAUGGGCUAAAAGACCUUGUUGAUCAGUUGGAAUAUCUCAGGUCGGAUCCGUGACUGGCUAAACUUUACACAGAUGAAUGAAGUGGUAUAUUAUGUUUGCAUUUUGGUAAAGGAAAUUGGUUGGUCUCUGCAACUUCAUCCCUGUACCUUAAAAAUCAUCACUACAUACUUUUUUACUUAUUUUUUUUUACUUUCCUCUUAUGGCUAAUCGCAUAAUUUGUGUCAUACAGCAAGGGAAGGGGAUGAUGAAAGUUGCAAGGAGGCUUAUGUGUCAUGAACCCUUGAAGAUAUCGAAUCAUCUAAUAGUUCACUAUUAUUAUUAAUAAAUUUUCUUUUCUCCAUUUCAGUUUCAGCUUCUGCAGACAUCUUUGGUGUCUCUGUGGUUGUGGUGCUUAUGUUUGUUCUGUACAUUUUGCAGGAACCAGGAAGGUACUGUCUCUAGAGUCUGGAAGUCUUGAACGACAACGGCUGCGGUUAUCUCUAUAAAAGGGUUCUUGCUUAUUGUUAGUGUCUUUGUGUCAUAUGAAGCUUACCUUCAUGUUCAGACCACUAUGGUUUCUGUGUUUUAUCAGUGUCAUUCCAAAAUAACCGUGUAUGUAGUUGUGUCUUGAAACAUUAAGGUUGUGUUGUAUUAUGAUUCUGGUAUGUAGAAGUAUAUUGUUACACUUUUUUUUUUUUUUUAUAUGUUAUCUACUUUCUUUUCUAGACA